Messenger RNA from Pseudoliparis swirei, 1537 nucleotides. RefSeq names its product myc target 1a (gene myct1a). Gene Ontology annotation, cellular component: nucleoplasm. The coding region runs from base 216 to 818 and encodes 200 amino acids. The record is from RefSeq and is a predicted model, not a curated record. NCBI's taxonomy places the organism in Eukaryota, Metazoa, Chordata, Actinopteri, Perciformes, Liparidae. The transcript has 2 exons.
CCUGUGUGCCUCUGAGUUUAGACAUACUGACAGAGUGAGCAAAGGGACAAGAGACGGGAAACGUGAGAGAACAGGAAAGAGGGAAGGCAGAAAGACAGGAAAACCCAUCAGAAGUAAAGAGAGACAGGCGAAAACUGACAGAGGAAGAAGAGAAGGGAGAAGAAGAGAGUUAAAGACAGACUGAAGUAACAGUCUCUCUUCUUCUCCUUGAAGUCAUGGCCGAGAACAACACAAAUCUCUUUCUGGAAAUACUUCAGUCUUUUGAUGCUGUCCCUCUGAUCAUAGCUUUCUGUGUGUCCAUCGCGGUGGGCCUGGUUUUGGGCGCCCUGGUUUACGUGAUCUUGACCUGGAUGUCCCGACGCAAAGCCGGCUCUGCCAGGAUCACCCGCCGUCCUCCCCGCCAAUUGCGCGCGUCUUCCCGCAACCGCCCCGGCUUUAACCGCAACAGCAGCUACGACCGGCGCAGCAACAACAGUUUGGUCAGUGCUGCUUUCAGCUUCCACCGCCAGACUUCCUCCGCAGAUCCUCUUGAUCCACUGGGGCAGAAAUCCAGCUUCAGGGCCUCCACCUUCCACCCUCUGCUCCAGUGCAGUCAAAUCGCCAGAGAGGCAGAGGAGGGGAGCCAGACCACGCUGCCUCGUACACCGACUCUGACCACGUCAACUGGAUCAGCCCACACAGCAGCCCGGCCAGCUGCCACCCCACCCAGACCUGAGUCAUGUUGGGGGAACAAUAGCCUGAGGGGUUCCCAUGCUACACAGACCCCACCUCCAGCGUAUGAGAGCAUUAUUAGAGCAUAUCAGGAAACAUGCACCUGAGAGAAGUGAGAGAACCAGGCUGACUCUUAACUAAACAAGCCCAGAGUUGUAAAUGGAUCUAAAAAUUAUAUCCGACUAAAUCUGUCCUGGUUUAUAUGACCAGGUGGAGCAGAGAGAAGCCGCAAGGACAUGGAGGUAAAUUGUGUGCAAAGUACACAAUAACACUCUAAAAGAAAAAUGAUUUGGGAUAUCUUUUGGUUUGUUAGUAUACAUAUAUAUAUAUAUAUAUAUAUAUCUGGUGUUGACAUAAAAAAGGUAAAUACUGGUUUAAAACUUUUUUUUUAAACAGUUCAAACUCUCAGGUAUGUUGGCUGCUUAUAAAUAGAAAUGAUUCCACUUCAAAAUUAGAAGCCUGUAUAAAAACAAGACUUCUCUUUUGUCCCAGCUGCAAAAGAGAGAUAAUAACUAUACAAAAGAGAGAAUGAUGGUGUGUGUGUUCCCCAAAGGAAGGCAACUAUUUCUGUAUUAACUUGUAUUUAAUAAACUCUGUCAUUGACGUAUCUAUGCUAAACCUGGUGGAGACAGCUUUAAACUCAUUUCAUGGUUUUUACAGAGCUGUGGUAUUUGAGUGUGGUAUUGGUAUUCAAAGUAAUUUAGUCUGUCUGUGUCUGAGAGUACAGUAUGUUUGAGCUUGAGAGAGAAACAUUUUGUUGUUUAAAAUUUGAUUGUAAUUUAAUGAACUUUGCUCAUGAGUGAAUAAUAAAUGAACAUGCAACAGA